AUGAGCUCUGUUGAAUCUUCACCAUUAUCCUCAGCUGGCCUACCAACACCGGAGCCUGUUAUUGAGUAUGGAACUGAGACUGAAGCGGAAUCCCAAGCGGAAACUGAAGUGGAGACUAUCACCAUUAGUUCUGGAACAGAGACAGAGGGCACAGAUAUAAAGGAGAUGGAGAGUGAGGACAGUGUCAGCGAGACAGAAUUCUUAAAGGCCACCGAAGAUUCUUCAGUGAGAUAUGAUGUGGAUUUCAUCCAUGAUUACAACAGAAAGACUAAGAGAUGGCUUGUCCAUUGGUCAGGAUUCCCUUGUGAGGACGAUUCCUGGGAACCACUCAGCGUCUUUGAUCGUCCCUACACUCUCAUAUACCUCUAUCACAAGCAAUCAGCUGUGCCUCUUCCCUCUUUUGUCCCGCCAAUGCCAACAAGCCUGAACUUGGAGCAGGAGGAAGAAGCUCAGGAGGAAGAAGAAAAAGAACAGGAAGAGGAAAAGAAAAAAGAGAAAGAGAAAGAGAAAGAGGAGAGGAAGAGGAAGAGGGCUUACGGAGAGCAUGUGGAUGAUUUGCCCAAAAUGAGGGAUGAGUUUGCUAAGAAGGAGAAGUACACAAGUGAGGAAGAGAAGGAUACCGUGACUUCUGAAGGACACUCAAAUUCUAUAUCUGGACUGCUAGAAGGAACUACCCCCGUGACUCGCCGUACACACACUCAACGGCGAGCAUAUCACCAUUCUCUCAUCAUUACUGCUCGUCAUGAGGCCCAUCUCCAAACUCCAUCUGCCUACCUUCCACAACUCUUAGGUCUUGAUCAUGUUGGUGAGGAUAUCAUUCUUCAUCUUUGUCAACCCGACCCAUCACGUCUUCAUGUCAUCAACAAUAUUAUUACUACCAAUCUCCACAAUCCCAAUUGUAAAGGCUUUAUAUCUUUACCCGAAAUUACAAAAGCCCUCCGUGACAAUCAUUUAUCACCCCUCAUCCAACUUCGAGCUGGCUUCAACAUCCUUGUCGACAAGACCAAAGGGGAGGAGGGAGAAGUCUUUGGUGUGGUCUAUUACAGAAAUCUUAAACAUCUCAGCCAGUCUUCAAAGAAUGAGGCUCUCAAUAUCAUGCGUGUUGUCGACCUCAUAUCACGUACCAACAACAACAUCAUCAAGACCAAUGGGGCAUCCCAUGCCAAGGAGUCAAAAGCAAUACCUCAUGGAGUGAUGGCAGAGUAUGGGUGGCGUAACUCUUUUGUCCCGGGGGAAGGUAUCACCCGCUACAAGCCAAAACAGGGGAAGGGGGAUCAGCUUGAGGAGAUUGAUCUGGAAAUGCCAAAGGUUGCCGACUACUUUGACAGACGCUUCAAGAUCUUGUUUCAAGCAGCGUUCAAUGCAACUCAACGCCAUGCGGAAGAUAAUCAUAUUCCUCGUUUUGACGUACAAGCUAUUGACUCAGGGCUAUGGAAGAACACUCCAGGUGCCAACAUGUUCUCCACUACUCGUGGCGGUUUCUCCAACACACCUCAUCAGGAUCGAGACACCUCUCCAUUCAACAUUGGACUAUUCUUUGCUGGAGCUGUCAGAGAAGGAAGGUUCAGUGGAGAUCUGUCUCGUGUCAGCAAACAACUGCAUGGAGGUGAAUUUUGGUGGCCAGAGCUUGGGGUGGUAGUGGGACAUGCUCCGACAGAUGGGUGGGCUGAGGUUGUCUGGAGGGGACCCACUGAUCUCCAUGGGACGCUUAGCUGUUGGUUACAUGAGGGAGCACAAUUUAGUGAAGUGGAUAGGUGGGGAUCCUCCUGUCAGAUCACAGGAGCUUUUCAGAAUAGUGUGCGGCUCAUGAGAGAAAGAAGAGACUCACGACUCAUGUAG
Messenger RNA from Tremella mesenterica DSM 1558, 1839 nucleotides. RefSeq lists its product as uncharacterized. The record is from RefSeq and is a predicted model, not a curated record. The transcript is spliced from 4 exons. Bases 1 to 1839 code for a protein of 612 amino acids. Lineage: Eukaryota; Fungi; Basidiomycota; Tremellomycetes; Tremellales; Tremellaceae.